This is a messenger RNA of Parnassius apollo (apollo), 966 nucleotides long. The record is from the annotation of a GenBank genome assembly. Lineage: Eukaryota; Metazoa; Arthropoda; Insecta; Lepidoptera; Papilionidae.
AUGAAACCUUAUCGCUACUGGCGUGUCAACGCUGAUAAAACUAAUUCACUUUUCGUCAUUCACGUCAGUGGCGGUAGUGAUAUGACGGGACACGCACUGCCUGAAACGCGUUCGGUUUUCCCACAAGAUACUCGUACAGGUGAAGUGGAAACAGGAAGUGAAGCAGUGAGAGAUGAAGCGAACAUGGGCGGGACUGUUAAGGCUAGCACAGAAAUAAACAAUACCACAUAUCCCACAAGUAGUUUGGGUGAAAGUUCGAAUGUAGGUGCAAAGAAGGUCGAUGGACAGGUGGGUGGUGGGGAGGCGCUGGAGGCAGCGUUGUGUCAGCUCGGCCCUUUUGGCUCCUACCAGCGAUACGUGCUGACGCUACUCUGCCUGCCCACCCUGCUUUCUGCCAUGUACUCCUUUAACUACGUGUUUGUUGCUGAGCAGGUGCCUUUUCGGUGUGUGGUGCCGGAGUGUGAAGGCGUUGGGGCAUCAUUUGGAAACACUUCAACAUUGGCACUGCUCAGCCCGGAGCCCUGUCGCCGAUACGCCCCGCUAAGUGACGCCCCCACCUGCUUGCGCGAGGACUUCCAUCUCAAUAACACCAUCAAAUGUGAAGCUUUUAUCUAUGAGAACCAAAACACCAUUUAUGCCGAGUUCGGGCUGGCGUGCCGCGAGUGGCUGCGCACGCUGGUGGGCUCGGUGCGCAACGCUGCACUCCCCCUCGCGUUGCUGCUCACCGGAUACACCUCCGAUAGAUGGGGUCGUCUCACCGCGUUCUGCAUUUUCUCUGCAUGCGCCGGAGUCCUUGGGCUCAUCAAAUCCUUCUCCGUCAAUUACCAGAUGUACAUUGCGCUGGAGUUUCUAGAAGCAGCACUUGGAUACGGAUUUGGAAGUGCAGCUUACGUCAUGGGUGUGUUUAGCCCCUGUACAUUAGAAGUAUCAGUUGAUGAAAGCGUAAAAAGGAUACCACCUUUUUAA